This is a messenger RNA of Hyaloperonospora brassicae, 1155 nucleotides long. The record is from the annotation of a GenBank genome assembly. NCBI's taxonomy places the organism in Eukaryota, Oomycota, Peronosporomycetes, Peronosporales, Peronosporaceae.
AUGCGGCCUGCAGUCAAACGAGAGCGCGCGCUCACGGCGUCCCUUCCACCACGUGCAUCGACUCGUCAAGUCACUGCCGUAGCCAGUCGAGACCUCCAGAUCACUGGCGUGACGCGUCGGGAUACGAGUUGGCAGUACCACAUUGAAGUGCUUGACGUGCGCGCGUGCAGCAGCUUUCGGAGCGGCAGUGCAACGGCUUCUGCGCACGCUUUGAAACCAGAGCGUUGCAGCGAUGUCGAUCCAGACGCUGGUACGGACCGAGAGUCGGGUCAAGGGUACGCAGAGCUGCCGCCGGUGGUGCGCUACACUGUCAUGCGACGGUACACGGACUUUCGUCGGCUGUACAAUUACUUGGUCGAGACGCGUGGCUCGGCCGUGCGCGACGUGCUGCCCAAGUUGCCCGAUGGAGGAUGGAUCUCCUAUCUCCGCGGAGACGACCCGAGACUGCUGCACUAUCGACGCAAGCGACUGGAGCGCUUUUUGCGAGCCGUCGACGCAUGUCCAGAGCUCCAGUGGAGCGCAGCCUUCCGCAAGUUCCUUUGUCCAGACCUCGACGACCUCUCCCCAAGUGCCACGAAUUCGCCAUUACCAGUGCUGGUUGCAAGCACGUUGUCGACAAGUGCGACGUCGAGUGGCUACAGCACCAAUGAUAUGGACGCACGGCCUCCGCCUCUCUCGGCCCCAUCGUCGCUUCCACCCCGCCAUGGACUUGUUCAACACUCUGACGCCAGUACCGCACCGCCCGUGAGCGGAUCGGGCGGCUAUGUGUCAUUGUCGCAGCUCCGGUCUCCAGAGAUUCGCUUUCGGAAGAAAGUCAUUCCGGGAGGCGUUUAUCCACGCGGAGACUUUAAGCGUCGACGAUUACACCUCUAUAGUCACGACGCAGACGACAUGGACGCCGACGUGCGCAAACUUUCGGCCAAGAAACAACUUGCCAUGGCGCUUAGUGGAGCGCUUGGCUUCAAACGCUUCGUCGUAGGGGUCGGCAGUGGUGUUCUUGGGACUUUUGGCCGCAUGGGCAGCGAUCGCUCGGACUCGGUCGAUACCGCAGAGUAUCAAGAUGAUAGUGACACAGACGAAGAAAGGGAAUCGAGUGGAAGCGUGCGUGACCGGGGCAUGAACUGGAUCAAGAUGCUAUCUAGCGGGGGCAAUUAA